Colletotrichum abscissum is the source of this 138-nucleotide messenger RNA. RefSeq lists its product as uncharacterized. The record is from RefSeq and is a predicted model, not a curated record. The transcript has a single exon. The coding region runs from base 1 to 138 and encodes 45 amino acids. NCBI's taxonomy places the organism in Eukaryota, Fungi, Ascomycota, Sordariomycetes, Glomerellales, Glomerellaceae.
AUGGUCGAGUCAUCUUCCUGGACACAAUUGAGCCAAAGAACCGGCACUCCCCGCACGACUUACAACGACCUCAUGCAAUCAGACCUCGACAGCCUAUUACAUCAAGCGAAGCAGCGGCCACGGAUAGCCAAUAAAUGA